Messenger RNA from Mytilus californianus (California mussel), 8693 nucleotides. RefSeq lists its product as uncharacterized. The transcript is spliced from 7 exons. Bases 87 to 4463 code for a protein of 1458 amino acids. The record is from RefSeq and is a predicted model, not a curated record. Lineage: Eukaryota; Metazoa; Mollusca; Bivalvia; Mytilida; Mytilidae.
UUUCGCGCCAUCUUACUCGUUUGUCAAGAACAAAACAAUAUUUGUUUACAGUUUUGCUGAUAGUGCUUAAAAGGUAUAGAAUAUGAAUGAUGUAUCCCUGGCAGGAACAGUGUCUACAACAGUUCCAGAAUGAAAACAGACCACAAACGAGGGUUAGUCCCUCAGACCCAAGGACCAGGGUUAAUCCACAAGUUUUCUCAAGCUCUGUACCUGGUGAUGUUAGAAUGAGGAAUCCAAUGAUGAUGCAUAAUCUGCUUCAAGAAAUGAGGAACAUGUACCAGUCAGGCAUGGUUGGUUCAACAAGCAUUGCACAACAUGGAUUACAGAACAGAGCUCCUCCACCAUUAUACAACAGUAUGACCAGAACAAACACAGCCCCACAAUUAAGAGGACCACCGCCAUUGUUAAAUGUUUCAACAUUAAGACAGCCACCACCUGCUCAUUCCAAUAAACGACAACCACCACCUGCUCAUUCAAACCAACCAAGUUAUAUGGUGCAUCAUAACAUUAACCAAAUCAGACCUAACAUACCCCUCCGACACACCAGUGGAGAAACAAUAAGAUUGACAAAUCCAUUUGAAAAUGAGAUAAAUGUUCCUUGUACAAGAACUUCACCUCAUCUAUCACCAGAUAUGUUCAUAUCUCAAGCUGGAAAUAUAUCUACUCAAAUGUCUGCUCAAAGCAUUAAUUCUACUUUACCUUCAAAUGUGAACAGUAACAAUGUGUCUCAGCGGUUAGUUUCACAACAAUCAAACCUAGAUCCAAGGCUGUUUCACUCAUCAUUGUAUCAUCACCAUCUAUUCCCUCCAUUGGGGUACAUACCUCCAAACUUGCCUGAAAAUAGUCUAGUCCCAAAUAUGAUGCCAAGAAUGCCACCACAAAAUCCAUACACAGAAUUCAACAUUCCUCGACCCCAGUUUAUGAGCAAUCAGGAUCCACCAUUUAUCAAUCAAACAGAACCAACAGAGGCCUCAGAUAAAUCUGUGAUGGGAAGAUGGUAUAAACUCCCCAUCACAGAUUUGGUUUCUGAAAAGAAAGACCUGAUAGAGGAAGAAAAAGAACGUAUUCAUAGACCAUCCAAGCCAAUAUCUCAUUCUAGCUUGGAAAAUGUGGUUAAUAAGCUUGUUAAGAGACAUGAAACUGUUUCUCCGAUUUCAUCUGUUGCCUCUCAAUUCCCAGUAUCAAGAGAAGACGCUAUAUAUGGUCCAUUGACAGGUAAUGUCUUGUUACCUCCUUCACCAAAGGAACAACACAAAGGUCAAUCAGUUGACACAAUAAGCCAUGAAGGUCAGUCAGUUGACACAAUAAGCCAUGAAGGUCAGUCAGUUGACACAAUACGACCUGAAGGUCAGUUAGUUGACACAAUAAGACCUGAAGGUCAGUCAGUUGACACUUUAAAAUGCCAAGAUAUUUGUUCUGAUGUAAUUGCUUCUGAAAAUUCUAAAACAGAAGAAGGAACAGAUAGUCACCCUAUCCAAAAAAACAAAGAGGAAAUAUUUGAUGAUAUUGGAUUAUACAUAGUGAACACUUACAGUCUAGCCAGCAAUGAUGUCAGUUCUAAAACAGAAAACAACCUUGAGAAUACCCAGUCAGCAGAACAGAAUCAACCAACUCAAAAGAGAAUACCACCACUGAAAAUUAAGCUGCCUUUUAGAAAGAGCCCAAAGAAAAAGAGAUUUGGUAAUUCAAGGAAAUCAAAAUUUGUCAGUCCUAUUAAAUUGGUUCUCAACAAAAAUGGCAAAAAACAAAUAGAAAUUAGGAAACCAAAAGCAUUUAUGUUUGAUCAGUCUAAUUCUAGUGAAAGUAUAGCUAGUAGCUCUACAACAAAUGCUAUUGACGAGAAUGUUGGUAACAAUUCAAUAUCUUCAACACUGAAUCCAAGUGAUAGUGGAAAAUCAUUAGGUGAUGUUGUUGAAAAAGUGAAACAGAAAAGGCAGAGAAGGAGGUCAGCAGUAUUGAUCGAUCAAAUGGGAAAAGUUCUAAGUUCUGAAGAAAAUGUACAAGUGAAAACGACAGAAAAAACAGAAACUGUUAUUGAAAAUAAUAAGCAGGAUAAGGAAGAGUCUGAAAAUGCUGAAAAUGUUAUUUCUGGUAGUGAAAACAUUGAUGUACCAAUGCUAUCAUCCUCUGAAAACAUAGUAUCUAGUGAACAAAUCGCACCUCCCUUGAAAGAACCAAAAAAAUCAGACAGUUUAAGCAGGGAAGAAAGAAAUAGAGAAUUAAUUGAAAAGAAUUGGGUUCACAUUGAAGCAAAACUAAAAUUAGUAGAAAAAAAUCUAAAGAACAAAAGUCCACAAAAGAAGCAACCAUUGCCAUUAGAAUCUAAGACUGUUGAGAAAACACCAAGUUUGAAAAGGAAAUCAGUUGAAAUGAAACCCGAUAAUAGUAAUAAUGAACCUGUUUCUAAGAAAAAGUCUCCACUGAAAGAAAAAUUGUUCAAGUCACCUUCAAAAAAGAUCAAAAGUCCCAGAAGUACUAAAUCUCCAAACAAAAAUGCAAAACAAGACAAGGUUACUCAAUCUAGCUUAACAUGCUCAAGAGAAAGUUCUAAAUCUGAAGAGGGAAGUUCGACACCAAAAUCAGGAAGAGGCAAAAAGGGAGGUAAAUCUAAAAAGGAAAGCCCUAAAAAAGACAAUAACAUCUCAGUUGACAUUAGUGGGAAUCCUAGUAAAAGACGUAAAUUAAGUGGCACAGUAGACAAAAGAUUGUCUGAUUCAAAACUUUCUCCCACAUCUGCCUCUCUUCAAUCUUCUAGUUCUGUUGAGGAAAAAUUAUCUUCUGGUGAUGUGAUAGUUGUUGGAGAAGAUAGAAUAAGUGGUAUUCCAAAUGAACAAACACAGGAUAUAACUGAGUUAAUUUCAUCUAUAACUUAUCCAUCAUUUUUCAUUACUUUUCAUGGUAAAAGAGUUUUAUGUCUAAAUUCCUCUUCUGGCAAACUAUUAUUAAUGAGAGAAAUUUUAAGAAGGAAUUUUAAAGAUGUUGUAAAUAAGAACUCACAACAUGAUACAGACAUGCAGAAGCAAUUUAAAACUGUUUAUUUGGCAAAGGAAAGAGACUUGAAAAUCUGUUACAAUGAAAUCCCAGAGGAGCAUAAAAACUUAGCUGUCAAAUAUUUAAAAGCCGAAAAAUUGUUGAAAACACAGAAAAUGCCAGCACAUCUAGGUGUGAUAACUCUUGAAAAUGCUUUAAGAUUGUACCAUUAUAUGAAUGGUACAAAAACUUGUUCAAUGAACUGUUUAGAAAUGUGGUCCCCAAAGGAAUCAAACAAUAUACCAGGAAACUCAGAUGAAGGAUCCGUGGAUCCACUUUCUGUUCCUAACAACACCAAUAAAUCAAAAGAAUUUAAAAGCAGAGGCAGAAAAAACAACAGUGGGUAUGAUAGCGACGAAACCAUAAUUUAUGAAGAUCAAAGUGGGCCACCAUCCCAAAAUCAAAACACAGACGAAGAAAAUAAUGACAGCAGUAGAUUAGUGUUACGGGGAGGGGUGGCAGAAUGCUACCAGGCAUACUUUAGGUAUAUUGUUGUGGAAGGUGAAAAGUUUUAUCCAUACGAGGACUUAUUGUUAAAAUUUGGCAAAAUAGCCUUAACACGUGCAUUACAGAGUAAACUUCCAGAAAAGUUUCUGGCUUAUAAAUGUAGUGAGGUUGAGGCAGAUUUCCUAAAUAAAUUGGAGGACUUAUUACCAACUUUAAGUAUAGAAGCAACUCUGUUAGAGGAAUCACUAUUUCAAAAAGUGGCAAGUACUGUAGAAAGUAGUAACAUACAUGGUGAAGUGGUUGAUUUAACAGUUGAUGACAUGGCAAAUGAAUCUAGAAUGGACAAUGAUGAUAUUAAUCUAUCUCAAGAUGAUUCUAUUAUCGAAAUCAGUUUUAAUUCACCGCAAUCUCCUCCACAGUGUGAAGAAACAAAACAUAUCAUCUGUAAUGAAAUUGCUGAAAAUAAUGUAGAACCUACAAGCGUUGAUACUCCAACUGAAAUUCCACAACUUUAUCAAAGUCCUCCAACAGAAGACACAUGUCUACAAAGUACAGACAUAAAACUUAAUCAAACUGAAAAAGCUGUUUGUGAUUCCACAACAGAUGGUUCUCAUACAAUUGAGGAAAAUAACAAUGAUGGCAAUUCAUCAAGUGUGAUAAUCGGGAACAAUGACUUAGCUGCUAUGUUAGCUGAACUUGAAAGUGAAUUUGGCAGUUCUUCUGAUAAUGGAAUAGCAACAGAUAUCUCUGCUGGAUCUGCUCUUCAGUUUAUGACAGAGUCGUUUAGUAAUUCCAGAAAUAUGAUUGAGACAUUGCUGAAUAUUUGGAAACAUGGUGUGUGUGGUAGAUAUACUAAGUUAUCUGCAUUGCAAGCAGAAAUGAAUGAUUUGAAAACUGGAACCAACAAGGUUUUGUCUACAUGUGAAAAGUAUCAAGGGCUGAUAAACAAAAUUAAAGAGAAUAUAGAAGGGAAAAAAGAAAAUUGAGCUGGUGAUAAAGUAUAGGCCUAGCGAAGUAGAAGAGCUGUUAACACAUAACAUGUGAGAGACAUUCCAAUAUCAACAGUAUUAUCAAACUCUCUAUUAUACAUUUCAUUAAUCUUACCUGUAAAUUUGAAACAUGUCACUUAAGGUCAUAUGAACUGUGCAAAAUAUUUGUUUUUAGAAGAUUUUAUAAUAUCAGCAAUAAUGCAUUUUAUGGUGGGCAAUGGUGUCCAUUGUAUUUAUCUAUCAUUGCAAAUAUUUAAUUGUUUGGCAUAUUUUGUCAAGUUGAACUGUACCAUACAUUAUAAUCAUGUGCCAGAAAACGAACUUGUGUUCAUGACUUUGUAAUAUUGUGAUGUGGAAUAGGUAAAUAUGUAAUGUAAUGACAGUGUAUUAUUAAAGCAUUGAGUGUAAUGUUGUGUAUUAGGAAAGUGUGUAAAUAUAUAUAUAUAGCUAAAGUAUCAGCACAGUGUAAAAUAGGUAGUUUAAUUAGCAAAUAGUGUGACGUAGUGUAUUAGUGAAGUGUGUAAAUAUGUAAUAUAUUACCACAUAAUGUAGAAAUGUAGAAAUGUAGUGUUGUUAUCAUAUAGUGUAAAGUAGUGUAUUAGUGAAGUGUAUAAAUAUGUAUUGUAUUGUUUAAGUAUGUGCUAUAUUAGAUCAGUGUACAAAUAAGUUAGUCAAAUAAUUGUUAGAUAUUUCUGAAUUUGAAAAAAAAUUACAUUGAAAUAAUUUUGAGAUGCAUGUAAAUUGUGGGAGCAAAAAUUACUUAAAGUCUUUUUUUUUUGUUUGGUAUACACAUUAUUUGAAUUUUCGUAAAUUAUAUAUGCAUAAUUGAAUGAAAAUAAGAAAUUUUUAAGUACUUGACCAAUAAUGGUUCAAUUAAUUUGCUGGUAUUGACUAAAUGAAUAUAUUUUGUUUGGUUUUGGUUUCUGAGGUAGUAUAUAAAAGGGGAGAAAACUAUAUCAGUAUUUUUUUCAUAAAUUCCAAGGGUUCAAAGUUAAAUAUAAAAUUACCAAAAAAAUACUUUAAUGUACAAAUGUAUGAAUGAAAAUAACUUGAGUUGGGAUAGUAUUGAUUGUUUUUUAAAUGAGUUAUGAUGUAAUAUAGUGUGGUAAAUGUGUGUAGUGGUUAGUGACCUUGAGCCUCAGUUUUAGUUAGAUAUUAAUGAUAAUUAUCAAAAUAUGUGUUUACCUGUAAAUAAACUGUUUAGCUGAUGGUUUUUUUUUAUAUUAUUUCCAUAACUGAUUCAGUAUUUCUUUUAUUUUAAAUGUUGAAAUGUUUACAUGUUGAAUGUUUGAUUUUAUUUUUGUAAAAUCUGGUAUGAAGGUGAUUGUUAUUGUAAUGAAUGUUGAACAAAAAGGAUUAUGUAAAUUUGAACUUAUUUGCAUACAAUUAAUUAAGCAUUCUUUUAUGCAUUAAAGUGAAAAUUUUGGAAUUGAAGAGAGAAAAAAAGUAAUAAAGAUCAGAUAUUCAUCUAAAACUAUAAGAUAUAGGACAAAUUGAAUACCAGGCUUAUAAUUUGGUAUGCCAGAUAUGCAUUUCAUAAACAUAAAACACUAAUGGCACUCAAUUAAAAACAGUUUGAAAACCAAGUCAAAUAGGAGUAAUAUUUCAAUUGCUAGUAUUGACUUAUUUGCACAGUUAUUAACAGUAAAAUAGUGGUGUUAUUUUUUAAGCAUCUUUCAAAACCCAGUUGAAUAGGUAAUUCCAAUUUAUUUUAAUUCACAUUCAUGUCUCCAAUCACAUUCUUAUCCAUAUUUUACACAUGCAGAACAAUUUGAAUAAAGGCAUUAUAAUUUGUGCAAUCAGUAUUUAUUUUAUUAUAAAGAUACCUGCAAAUAUGAUCUCCAAUACAUUGUUUAUGUAAAAUUACCAACAGGUGCUUCCAGAUAUUAUGUUUUGCCAAAAAGUUUUAAAGAGUAAACUGCUGCCAUGUUUAUUUAUUAUUUAUUCUUUUGUACAAUCCCAUUGAUUGAUUAAUAGCUGAGCAUGUUGUGGUAUGUAUGUUUUAUAUGCAGUGAUGACUAUUAUAGUUCACUAAUUCAUUAAUUUUAUAAGUUAGUAAUAUUUGAUAUUCAUCUUUAUAGGUUGAAAAAUAUGAUUUUUUCUUUUGAUUUUCACAUUUGUUUCCUCUUUAUGUCAAUAUCAAAAAUGUUCUUUUUGGAAUGUUAUGCAUCAGUGAAAAGAAAGUUUAAAAAAUUAACUGAGUUAAAACCUUUUCAUCUUGUUCAACUGUUGCAGCCAUAUCAUGCUGUGCUAGACAUAGCCUUAAUUCUACCUCUGUGUUUAUUAUGUUGAUGUUUAUUUUAUUAUGUUUAAAUUAGUGUACCAGUGCUAUGCAAGUGCCAAAUGAAGUCCCAUAGUUUGCCAUUACUUUGUAGUUUUGUACAGAAUGUAGUUUGUAGAAUUUUUCCGCAUUUUUUAAGUUGUUCCUCAUUUUUGUAGAGGGGCGUUGGUGGCCGAGUGGUCUAAGUAGUUACUACUGUAAUCACUAGCCAGUCAACACAGAGGUUGUGAGUUCGAACCCUUCUUGUGAGGGUGCACUCGACUCCAAUCUUAAUUGACUAAGAUUGUCAGUUUUCCUAUCAAAGGUCGGUGGUUUUCUCCAGGCACUCCAGCUUCCUCCACCAAUAAAAACUGGCCGCCACGAAAUAGCCCAAAAGCGGUGCUUAAAAGUGGCAUUAAAACACCAAAAAUCAAAAAUCAAAUCAUUUUUUAGAUGAAUUUCAAACUUUUAUUAUGGAUCUUUAUUGGCUGAUGGUCACGUCAUAAUGCCAAACUAUGUUUUCUGAAAAAGGAAUCAAAUGUUUUGAAAUAUUUUUGGUUAAAUCUUAAAAGUUUCAAGAGAGUACUAGAAAACUUUCAUGUUAAUUUAACUUCAGUUAUCAGUGUGCUGUUAAUUAAACCAAUGCUUAGACGGGGUGAAAUGAUACCAUUAACUGGAUUAACCUAGUACAACAGCAUUUAUAUUUUAUACAAUUAGUCCCAUCUUUUACUCUUUAUUUGGUGCUGACUUCUAGGGGUAAAAGUUCUAUCAUUAAUCUCUUAUUACAAAUACAUACGCUUUGUACAUACAGUGUUUACGGGUCAUUUUAAAAGUUUGGUAUGUUUUCAAAGUUUUACACAUUUAGUUUUUAAAGAGGGAUCUAAGUAAACUUUAUACAUGAAAAUCAAAACUGGUUAUAAGAGCAAUAAUAAAUAUAAAAGGCAUUUAAUAAAUAUGCACUAUUCUUCAUUGUUUUGUUUUUCUUGAAUAUUUAUGGCACUGUAUUCAGUGGUGUAGGUAUUGUGCCUGUUAACAUUGUUUUUUUAUGAAUUUGUUACCAUUCAUUAGAUGAAGCUUUUUACUGUGUAGUAUGAUUCUAGAUCAAAUACUCAUUUAACCGGAUAGACAGAUAAUAGAUGAUGACAUUGUACAGUUUUUGAACAUAUUAAACAUUAAAUUUACUGGAAUUCCUGACAUUAUUUGAACAUUUUUGUAUUAAAAUUGGAAUAAUUUAUUGCAGUCUGUGGUUAAGGUUACAGUACUUUGAAUUGACCAAUCUUUUUGCAAAAAAUAUUUGCAGGACACUAUCACUUGAACUAUUAAUCAGAUAUUCACCCUUUUUAGGGGAAGAUAAUGUCACUCUUGGUGAAAAAGACCCUAUUGACUUUUAGGUCGCUAGGUCAAAUCUGUAAAGAUUGCAACUUGCCUCUGCACCCAUGAUGCUUCUAUGGUUUUAUCUUUGGAUGUAAAGCAAUAUAUUUUUGCAAACACCCAUCAAUGCUCUGCUAAAAUCGUCUUAGAGGAAUUCUGAUUUAAAUAUUGUCUACACAUGGCAAUCCAAUAAAUCACGGACAGUCAUACAUUCUUUAUAAUUUGAACUUAAUGACAAAUUUCUAACAGUUUGUACAAAUGUUUAAUGUACCAUAAUGUUUAACAUGCGUAGCAAGACAACUUUAAGAGUACCAAAUAAUGCUGAUGUAACAGAACCUGAUGAAAUAAUGAGAAUUGCUGAAAUGUAUUUUGCUUAUUUUGCAAAAUUGAAAGCUAGAAAAAUCAGCUAAAAAAACUCAGUCAUGUGAAGGAAAACAUUGCAGCUGUAUGAUGCUGUAAUUAGAAGUAAUAGAUCUUUAAAUGAUAUCAUUUUAGUAUCACCGUAAGGGUAUUUAUCUAUAACAAUUGCAGUUUUUUAUGAUUUUUGCAUUCUUGUUAUAUAUGUCCCAUUUAAAUAAAGCUGUUUAUACUUGUUA